Messenger RNA from Nilaparvata lugens (brown planthopper), 1848 nucleotides. Its product is annotated as etoposide-induced protein 2.4 homolog. The coding region runs from base 218 to 1162 and encodes 314 amino acids. Gene Ontology annotation, biological process: macroautophagy. Gene Ontology annotation, cellular component: endoplasmic reticulum. The transcript has 7 exons. Lineage: Eukaryota; Metazoa; Arthropoda; Insecta; Hemiptera; Delphacidae. The record is from RefSeq and is a predicted model, not a curated record.
AUGCUUUAUAUCAAUGAAGCUGUGAACAAUCUUGAACAGACGACAGAACAAUACGCAUUUUCUGCGUAUUCAAUAUUGUGUUGUUAAAUUUUUAGCAUCUCUUUUAUGCUAGUUUUAAACAAUGAUCAAGUAAAAAAGUUAAAUAGUAGUAGCAAAAUAAUAUCGUUCAUAAUAUCAGUAGUUACCAUUUUUUAUCGUUUUCAUGCCUUAGCAAAUUAUGGCUUUGACAGAGAUAGCUAAAACAGUUCUCAAAGGCUUAUGUGAUAGUUUGAAAGGAACUAUCACAAUAUUUUAUCUAGACAAACAUAUUAAAGAUAGUAGAACGCAGCACAACUCUCCUUCCAGAAAUCUCAAUCUUGCUCACCUUAGAAUUAGCAGUAGACAGUCGCUUGUCACGUCAAAAGUCGAGGAACCGAAAAUACUAUGGAGGACAUUUCAAUGUUGCCUUUUGAAUGGAGGAGUGUUCUGGUUGAGUCUGAUUAUGUUCGAGUACUUACUUCUACCAACUCUCCAACACAUGCUUUUGUAUUUAGAAUUCAACAACUCCAGUAAUAUUUGGGAGAUUACAAAACUAUGCUUGAAUUGGACUUUCGGAAUGAUUUGGGUAUUGCCAUUAUUUAUAUUGAGCAAAGUUAUCAACAGUUUGUGGUUCCAGGAUAUUGCAGAUUCAGCCUACAGGUUUAGUAGAGGUAGACCAACACAGACAUUCAGUGUCAGUAAAUUAGUAGCCGACAAUCUAUUUAGUAUAAUGAUACAAACGUUCUUCCUAGUCCAGUGUAUGCUUGUCAGUAAAAUACCACAUUCAUUGAUAUCGCUAGUACUAUUUCACGUUCAUAUGAGUCUGCUGUAUUCCUUGUAUUCAUUUGAAUACAAAUGGUACAACAUGGGAUGGGAACUUCACAAGAGGCUGACCUACAUUGAGAAUAACUGGUCCUACUUUCUUGGCUUCGGACUUCCAUUAUCUGUAUUUACCGCAAUUCCUUCGUCUUACUUGAUAAGUGGAUGCGUGUUCUCAAUGCUGUUUCCUCUUUUCAUCAUCAGCGCCAAUGAGGCUGAACCUGUUACGAAUGUUUUUGAUUUUAAGCUGCAGCUGUUCACACCAGUUAUUUUAAUAUCGAAUGGACUGUUCAACAGAACAAUUGGCCCACGCCCUCAACUGUAGAGAAGACAUUCAGGUGAAGAAGUCAGUCAUCAUUGCAAUCAUUAUUUUUUAUUUGAUUCUUUUGAAAAUUUUAAAACUUUUUUCCUGCAUAAGGAUAGUGGAGUACGAAGUUCUAUGAUCAUGAAAUAUAAAGGGAAACGACAAAAUUUGUAUCACUGUUGCUUUGAUCUGCAUAAAAAUUUAAUCUAUUUUGCCUAAUACGUCUGUAUUAGACAAAUAUUUUUGAUUCAUAUUUAAAAAUCGAACAAACUUCACAAGAAACGUAGGUACAAAAUAAACUAUGUUUUAACAUUUCAACCGUGUUUUGGGAAUAGUAGGGAAAAGACUGAAAUUGUAUUAUCAUUCACUUAACUUGUCGUAUUGAUAUGCUUAUUCUGUAAAUUAUAUUUCCAAUCAAAAGAACACUAUUAAUAUUAAUUACGAAAAUGUGAUAAAUCAAAUAAUUAUUAACUUUAUUUACUACUACUGUAAAUAGAAAUGUAAAUUAUCGAACCAAUAAGUGAACUGAUUUGACAAUGUUGCCUUAAUUUUUCCUAUUAUAUUUUGUAAAAAGUUGAAAAGACAAAGAAAGAUAUAUUUUAUUAAUUUCAUUUAGUUUUUAAUUCAAAUGUGUUUUGGGUUGUUGUAAUGUUUGUGUUCGCACACUAUAACGAAUUUUGUAAAUAUAGACAAUGUUUUACGGUAAA